Molecule: messenger RNA, 3126 nt
Organism: Acyrthosiphon pisum (pea aphid)
Lineage: Eukaryota; Metazoa; Arthropoda; Insecta; Hemiptera; Aphididae
Exons: 1
Coding region: 612-1997 (461 amino acids)
Source: RefSeq, a predicted model, not a curated record
AUAAUAAAAUACAUUAUUUCAAAAUUAUUUCAAUUUAGCUUGGCCAGUGAAAAAACCUUGGCGGGAGACCCCUGGUCUAUACAGUCUGAACUGUACCAUAGAAAAUAUAGAGGUACUACUGUUACUAGUUACUACAACUGUUGUAGGGUUUGUUGUGGGUAUCGGUUGUAGGGUUUGUUGUAUAAGCCAUCGCCAUGACAAUUAACAAAGUAAUAUGUCAUUAUGCCAUGAUGGUCAGAUGCCGGAUGUUUGUAUACUUGUAUAGUAUCAUUUCAUGUUUGUAGGCUGUUCUGCACCUGUUGCACGGAUAAUUUAGGUUUUUUUAAUUUUUAAAAACUGUUAUUCGUACGCCAUCUUAUGUUCUUAACGCUUUACUGGCUACACCUACUGUUAUAGCGUAAAUCGUGUUGACGAUCACACAUCGAUUGCCAAUAACGUUUUUCUCAUUGAACAUUAUUAUUUGUCUUGAGUUGUUAAUUUAUUGUUAUAGUAAACACAGGCGUUUUAUCGUUAAUUGUCAAUAACAGUUUUGAGUGACUAUUUCGAUUUUCGUUUACUGUACGCAUGUAAGCAGCACUCAACUAUACGUUUGGGGCAGACAGCAGGUUACGAUGCACGAGAGAACGUACGAAAUACCUAGCUUGUUGCAAACGGCGUACUACGCUUGCACCGAGAUCGAGCGUGACAGGUUCGACUUUCUGGAGGUACCUGACGUCGAUAUGCGACAUUGUUGCGAGUCGCUGUUUGAAAUAUUAAAAAUCGACAAAAACCGAAACGAGGGCAACGAAAGGCAGACCAUGUUCAACAGGUUGCGGUUGACCAUCGACGACAAGAGGUUUCAAAACAUAUACGAGGAGGCAGCGUCGCACGGUCACAUACAUUGCCUGAAACUCGCUCGCGAGAUCGGCAUCCCUUGGAACGAAAUUUCCAGAGAAAAAUAUGGAGCGUGUGAACUGGCUGCGAAAUCGGGAUAUCUGGAAUGUCUCAGAUACGCCCGCGAAAACGGGUGCCCUUGGGACAAAUGGACAUGUAUAAAUGCCGCGACAAAUGGUCACAUGGACUGCCUGGUAUACGCACGGGAAAACGGGUGCCCUUGGGACAAGAGAACAUGUGCCGGUGCCGCGUUGCACGGUCGCAAGGACUGCUUGCUUUACGCACGGGAAAAUAGGUGCCCUUGGGACGAGUGGACAUGCAUAAAUGCCGCAACGAAUGGUCACAUGGACUGCCUAGUAUACGCACGGGAAAACGGGUGCCCUUGGGACGAUUGGACAUGCGCCGGUGCCGCGUUGCACGGUCGCAAGGACUGCCUGGUUUACGCACGGGAAAACGGCUGCCCGUGGGACGUGAAAACUUGCAGUUAUGCCGCGAAGAACGGUCACAUGGACUGCUUGGUAUACGCACGGGAAAACGGGUGCCAUUGGGACAGGUUGACAUGCUGCAAUGCCGCAUUGAACGGUCACGUGGACUGCCUAGUUUACGCGCGGGAAAACGGGUGCCCGUGGGACGCGAAUACGUGCACCUUUGCCGCGAAGAACGGACACAAGGACUGCCUAAUUUACGCACGGGAAAACGGGUGCCCUUGGAACGAUUGGACAUGCUUAAAUGCUGCAACAAACGGUCACAUGGACUGCCUGGUAUACGCCAGGGAAAACGGCUGCCCGUGGAAUGAGAAAACUUGCAGCUAUGCCGCAUUGAACGGUCAUAUGGACUGUCUGGUAUACGCAUGGGAAAACGGGUGCCCUUGGGAUGAGUGGACAUGCAUAAAUGCCGCAACAAACGGUCACAUGGACUGCCUGGUAUACGCCCGGGAAAACGGCUGCCCUUGGAAUGAGAAAACUUGUAGCUAUGCCGCAUUGAACGGUCACAUUGACUGCCUGAUAUACGCACGGGAAAACGGCUGCCCGUGGAAUGCCGAUACGUACACUUUUGCAAUAAAGAACGGUCACAUGGACUGUGUGGUUUAUGCUCGUGAAAACGGGGUCAUAAUUUUGGUAUAGCCAACUAUCGAUUUUUCAAAUUUAUUUUUUCUAAAAUGUGUAUUUUAGGGAGCUUUAUAUAAGAAUGUAAAAAAAAAAGCCCGGACAAACUUCGUUUUGGUAUUAUAACUAUUCAAAAUUUGUGAUAUUACGUUUAUACGAAUGUGCGCAACACUACUUUAAUGAUGCGCGGAGGAACUUGUGUUUGGUGUUUUUUCGAUUUUUUUCAACGCUACCCAAUUAUGUUCUUUUUAACAACUUUUUUUAAUUCCGACUGUCUACACAAAGUGGUUUUACUGCACAGAAAAUCGGGGGUUAUUUUUUUGUCAAUUCUUAGUAUUUUUUUUAAAAAAUGUAGUUUUUGAAGUUUUUCAUCAACAGCUUCAGAACGAAGUUUAUCAGGGCUUUUUUUUUACAAUAUUAUAAAGCACCUUUAAAUGCACAUUUAGAAAAAAAAAUUUUAAAAAUUGAUAGGUUUCCCUUGAGACGAGCGGAAGUGCCCCUAUGUUGCGUUGAACGGUCACAUACUGCUUGUUCUACACAACUAUUUGGUUGCACUAAGAGCGAAUCAAUUCUUCAUAACUAGAAACUCUAGUAAUAUUUAAUCGUUUUUUUUUAUUCAUGUGACAUAUUGACUGUAUUUUUAUUAUGAUUGUAUGUUACAAGUUCUUUCCAUUCGCUACAUAUAAGAAUAUAGAAUAUUUUGUAUCUUGCUAAGGGCCAAUACACAAAUACUCCAACUUAUAUAGUAAAUUAUUAAUAAAUUGUUUGAUAAAUAUUAUAUAUUUUAAUCUUGUAUCAACUAUAAAUAAAAUGUAUUUACAUGGUAUAAAUUGUCAUAGAUGCAUAUAAUUCAACCGGAUCUUACUGUAACGAAUCUAUGAAAUACUAAAUGCAUGCGCCAGGACCCACUACAUAAAUGAAUACUUGAAUAUUUCAUUUUGAUUUGAAUUAAAACUCAACCGUUGAAUAAUAGUAACAUUCAAUAGUUAGUAGAUAAUUAUUUGAAAAUACAUAACUUAGGCGGCUAGGUAAUCAAGAAACAUAAGACAUAAGGAUAAAACAAAAUCUAAAUUUACAUAUUACUAUUAUAAAUUUUCACUCAAAUAGACAACUCUUUUUUCAACAAUACAUCAUAAUGUGUAUUCUG